This is a messenger RNA of Neopsephotus bourkii (Bourke's parrot), 2508 nucleotides long. It is a transcript of the gene IL18RAP, whose product is annotated as interleukin 18 receptor accessory protein. The transcript has 11 exons. Gene Ontology annotation, biological process: interleukin-18-mediated signaling pathway. Gene Ontology annotation, molecular function: interleukin-1 receptor activity; interleukin-18 receptor activity. Bases 380 to 2161 code for a protein of 593 amino acids. NCBI's taxonomy places the organism in Eukaryota, Metazoa, Chordata, Aves, Psittaciformes, Psittacidae. The record is from RefSeq and is a predicted model, not a curated record.
GCUAAUUUGUGAAGGAUGGUCUAGAAUUCUAUGUGUCACAUCCAGAUAUCAGUAGACUGUAUAACCUAAUACAAAAUGGACAGAGGCUUGUGUUUAGAUAUUGUUCAGACACCUGCUGUGACAGCAGAAUCAACACCACUGACUCAGUGUAGAGAUAAUCGAAAUGGAAAAUUUCUUACCCACUGGUGUUAACCAUAGCUGGGCAGAGGAGGAGGUGACAUGUAAAUGUGUCAAGGCAAAAGAGUACCAGAAUACUAAAAGAUGUAACCUCCCAGCAAUAUAAGACUACACUACACACACACUGAGAUGGUGCAUUCCCCCUCCCUGUUCCUUGGGUGGCAAAAUGCUUGAGUGAAAGUGAGAUGGACAAGAAAGCAACAUGAUUCUUACAGAAAAUAUCUCAGAAUAUCAACCAGAAUUGGUGAAGAAAAUCAUGCUCACUUUGUGCUGGAUCCUAGCAUUGUUUGUCAAUGGGGCAGAAGUUAGAGAGAUUAACUUUUUAGGAUGUUCCCAUGUCGAUCCUCAAAUAUGGUAUCGUGCAAUUAGUGGUGAGGAAUUUGUUUUACAAUGUGCUUUACCAGAUAGAGAUGCUACCCACAUUUAUAACAACUCACUUCCAAAACAACAUAAGGUGAAAUGGUUCUGGCAAAAAGACAAAGAGCCACUGAAGAUUAUCAAGGAAAGCUCUAAUCCUGCUCUCCAAGGGGAUGUACUUUGGUUUAAACCUGUAAGAGACAGCGAUUCUGGAGUGUUCAUCUGUAUAAUAUGGGAAAAAAUCCCAUGUCUCAAAAUUGUUUUGGAGGUUCAUACAAAAAAGGUGGCAAAAUGUUCAGGUUAUGACACAAGCAUGCUCUAUCUUCUUGCUGGCAAUGGGAAUUCAAUAACUUGUCCUGGAACAAAAUGCUACAGCCAUAUAAAAAAGCCAGAUGUAAAAUGGUACAAGGAUGGUCAUCAGAUAAAGCAUAGGAAAACCAGAAAAAGCCUAAAGCUUAAGCAUAAUGAAAUCUACUUGAAUCCAACCUAUGACAAAGAUGCUGGAAUAUAUGUGUGUGAUUAUGUUCUAUAUGACAACACUACCAAGUGGACAGUGAGAACAACAGUUACAGUAGAAGUCAUCAUACUCCUGUUAAUUGCAGCAAAAAACACUAUCCAUCCACCCAAUUUCUUGUAUCCCAAUGGUGUGAUGAUCCUCGAAGCAGAGCUUGGAAAGCCACUUGAAUUGGAAUGCCGUGUACAGUUUGGGUUUGAAAGAGCUUCUCUGAUGAGGGUAACAUGGAAAAGAAACAGCAGAGAAAAUACAAAUGAGAAAUUGAAUCAGGAAACACGUGUUUAUCCAGAAGGUUUAAAGGGGCACACGCUUCUUCAUGUUGCAAAACUGAAAGAAGUUACUGAAAGUGACUUCGAAAGCAACUUCACGUGCUUUGCUGAGAAUUCAGUGGGGAAUGCCACAGCUAUGAUCCAGCUGAAAAGAAAGCAGAGAGUAUUUCUCUUACAUGUCCUGUGCAGUGCCAUUUCUAUUCUAUUUGCAUUACUUUUGUGCACUGCUGUUAUUUACCAGCACUGGAUUGAAAUAGUGCUGAUGUACCGAAGUUAUCUGGUCCACAAUGAAGCUACGGGAGAUGGCAAAGAAUUUGAUGCAUUUGUGUCCUAUGCAAAACUGGACUCUUCUGAAAGUGACUCAACUCUAAUUAGUGAAGAGAAGUUUGCCCUGGAGCUUCUUCCAGAUAUGCUGGAAAAUAAAUAUGGAUACAAGUUAUGCAUUCUUGAAAGAGAUAUUCUUCCAGGAGGAGUAUACACAGAUGAAGUUGUUACAGCUAUUAAACAAAGUAGACGAGUAAUAAUUAUUUUGAGCCCAGCCUACAUCAGUGGGCCGAGCAUCUUUGAACUGCAGGCAGCGGUGAACUGUGCCUUGGAAGACAAAAAGAUCAAACUGGUAUUAAUAAAGUUCCAGGCUUUCCAAGAGCCAGAGACUUUGCAUCCGGUAGUGAAGAAAGCUCUUCGGAUAUUACCAGUCAUUACCUGGAAGUCUUCUGUUUCUGCUGUUCCAAAUAAGUUCUGGAAGUAUAUGCGUUACCACAUGCCAGUGAAAACUACUGAGACAUUGGAAAAUUGGAGCUUAAAGGACUUUUGCCUAAGGUUAUUCAGCCUGGUAUAUCGAUAGCAGAAAUUUCACAGGGGGGUAGUGGAAGCAGGCUCAGGAACGGUGACGUGACUGUUAAAGGGCCUUUUCUACACUGGCUGACCACUGUGGAUUGUAGCUACUGUCAGCAAUAGCUCACUCCAAAACAGUGAGGACUGCAGUGUGACAAUACUGCAGCUCCACAGUAAAACUAAGUGGCACUGCACACAAUUGUAAAUGUGAACUGUCUUUCAUAAAUUAUUUCUGUAUUAUUUUUAUUGUAUUUAUUAUAUUUUGCUGUGAUGUUGAGACAUACAUGUGAAUGCUUUGUUAUUUGCACUGUAUUUCCUCUGGAAUAUUUUUAUACUCAUUUUCUAGAAAAAUAUUAA